AUGACAGACCCUCGAGACAAAGACUUCUCGGACGUGGUCCACGGCGAGGACUUGGAGUUCCGAGAGUCCGUGGAGCCCAACUUUCCCAUCCGCCACAAGCUCUCUGCGUUGUCGAUGCCCCCUCCACAGUUGCUCCUGAACCUCCUGGAGUACCAGCUCGUGACCCUUGCUGGUGCUGCCUCUGGCUUCGCUGCCGGCGUGGCAGUGUGCCCGUUAGACGUGGUCAAGACCCGUUUGCAGGCCCAGGGUGCAUUUCUGCCCGGAAAGUCCCAAAUCAACGUCAAAUACAAGGGUUUUGUGGGCGCAUUCAAGACCAUUCUUCAUGAAGAGGGCAUACGAGGCCUCUACCGAGGCUUGGUGCCCAUCACAAUCGGCUACUUGCCUACGUGGACGAUAUAUUUCACCAUCUACGAGAGGGCCAAAGCCAUAUACCCAGACAUCCUCGCCCGCAACUUCAACAUCCACACAGAUGCCGUCAACCACUUCUUGUCGGCCAUCACAGCGGGAACUGCAUCCUCCAUUGCGGCCAACCCCAUCUGGGUGGUCAAAACCAGACUCAUGAUCCAAACAGGUGCAAACCAAACCAUCUACGGAAACACCAGCCCCCAGACCAAGCCAGAGAGAACAUACUACAAGGGUACUCUCCACGCCUUCAAGACAAUGUACAAGGAAGAGGGCCUCGGAGUGUUCUACAAGGGUUUAGUGCCCUCGUUGUUUGGGUUGGCUCAUGUGGGAAUCCAUUUUCCCGUGUACGAAAAGUUGAAAUUAGCUCUCCACUGUGAACCGACUCCGGAGUCCAAGGGUCUUUUGUGGAGGUUGAUCUUGGCCUCUUCGAUAUCUAAGAUGAUCGCUAGUACAAUCACAUACCCACACGAAAUCCUCCGCACACGCAUGCAAAUUCAAGGUUCUCAUGAAGAUAGAAACAAACGGGUGUCCAUGGUGUCCACCAUUAAGAGGAUAUACCGGAAGGAGGGUCUUAAAGGGUUUUAUGCUGGGUACGUGAUAAAUUUGGCCAGGACGGUGCCUGCCAGCGCAGUGACUUUGGUCAGCUUUGAGUACUUCAAGACGUACUUGUUGGAGUUGACGGAAGGUCCUCUCCACAAUCGAGACCUUGCCACCGGCGAAAUCGGCACCGGCAAUCCCGAACAGUAUGAGGAGGACGAGCCUUCGCCCGUGGCGGAUGUCGACGUCGAGCUUCCUGCGCUUUUGACAGAAGACGAUUUUGACACAUCUACCAAAGAACAGUUGUCGUUUGUGGAAUUCUACUCGCCCUACUGCUCCCACUGCAAGGAGUUCUUCCCCACCUGGGAGAAGACCUACAAGGAGUUCCACAAGGAACUCAAGAAGCUCAAGAUUCAGAUGAGGCAGGUCAACUGUGUGGAGAGUGGAGACUUGUGCAACCGUGAAGACAUCGAUGCAUACCCCAACUUGAGGAUAUACUCCCCCAACAAGGGUGAGGUCGAGGGGCUGAAGUUCGUGGAGAGCUUUCCACGGACGGUGGUCAGAACUCCGGACAAUUUGAAGAAGUUUAUGAAGAACGCAGUAGCAGAAUACGACAGUGGAGCUAUCGAUUUGCCCUCCUCAUCCAAGCUCUUGGAUACCGACGAGAUCUUGAAGGUGGUGGCAGGUGACAUCAGCGAGGCCCAUUUUGUCAUGUUCUAUCCUGCCACGGCCAAGCAGAUAGCCGAAACCGAGGCCACGUCCAAGAACAUGUUUGACUCGCCCUGCAUUGACUGUAUGGAGAUGAAACAGACCUGGGACAAGUUGUCCAACCGGAUUUUGGCCACCGUAAAGUCUGGCCACGUCGCUUGCUACGACAACCCCACCAUCUGUAAAGAGUUGGGGUUCAAGAGCUUGAGCGAUCCGGGUGCAAGAGGAUCCAGAUACAAGAUUCCGAGGUUCGUGAUGUUCUUGCCCAACGAGACAGGCAUCGUCAGAAUGGACUACAAUGGCAAGCCCAUUCUCAGCGAAUUGAAGGCCUUCUCGGACAGGUUGUACGAGAACUCACAGUACGAGAGAAUCACCUCCAGAGGCUUGAGUGAAGUCAUGGACUUCAGAAUGCACCUUCCCAGCAGUCCUUUGAGCCAGUACUAUCCCUUACCCAGCAAAGUAUCGGUGGUGUUCUUCUUUGACAUAGAUACCGUCACCGAAGAAGACAGAGCCAUAUUGCCAUACUUGCUCGAUGUCGUCACCAAGUCUCCUUUCAACGUUCAUUUGUACACAGCCAAACAUGUCAAAAUACCAAGGGAUAUCCAGGAGCAAUCGGAAUCUUUGAUUGACUACAUCAACUAUGACUCCAGCGCAAGAUACAGCUACGACAGAGCCAUGUUCUUGUCGUCAGCACUUACCUCCAAGCCUACCAUUUACAUAUUCAGAGACUACGCCUUGUUUACUAGCACUUUCCAAACUUUCGCUCCCGAAGACUUGAGGGACUACAAGAAGGUAGAGGAGUUUGUUGUCAAGAACCAGUUCCCGUUGUACGGAGAAUUAACCCCAGAAUUAUUGCCUCACUACUUCAAUACUGACCCCAGCCAGAAGUCUGACAAGGUGGUGGUGACUUUCAUCGAGUCCACCGAUGCAAAGCUGACCAACGAUCAUUUGUACAACAUCUCGUUGGCUGCCCAUGAAUACUACUACAACAGGAGAGCAUACCACUACGGCUCCAUUGUUGACCAACGCGCCGACAAGGCCAACCGGGUCAAGCAGUUGGAAGAGGCCAACGCAGACAGUGCCAAGAUCAUCAAGGAAAUGAGCAAGGAAAUCCCCCAUUUCUUCGAACAAAGCGAAGUGUUGUUCACGUUUGUGGAUGUGACCAGAAAGGAUGAGUUCAAGCAGGUGAAUGGGUGGGAUAUCAACAUUGAUGACUACCAAGUUGGCGACACCAUCAUUUUGAGUAAGGACAACCGUUACUUCUGGGACCAGAAUAUCAAGGGCCACAAGUUGCGAAAUGACCCUCAUGCCAUGAAGCCAGUAUUAAUGUCAUUCUUGGAUCCUAAGUUUGCUGUUGGUAGCAAGAUCAGUAGGCAAUUGGUGGGGAGCCCAUACGGCGGAGUUCUUUCGUUUAUGGACUAUGUCCACGAUCGCGGUUUCUUGGGAUACGUUGGCUUUAUUGGAGCCAUUUAUGUUUGUUUGACCUUUGCUAAGAAAUUCCAGAGAAGAAGACACAGAGGUUCUGGUGGGAUCUUGGGCAACUUGGAGAAGAAGGACUGA
Molecule: messenger RNA, 3210 nt
Organism: Suhomyces tanzawaensis NRRL Y-17324
Lineage: Eukaryota; Fungi; Ascomycota; Pichiomycetes; Serinales; Debaryomycetaceae
Product: protein disulfide isomerase
Exons: 2
Coding region: 1-3210 (1069 amino acids)
Biological process (GO): NAD transmembrane transport
Molecular function (GO): NAD transmembrane transporter activity
Source: RefSeq, a predicted model, not a curated record